CGGCGCGCAGCAUUUACAUCUAAAGGCUAAUAGCGGUAGUUUCUUUACUAGCGAUGGGUCGGUCGCGAGCGAAACGGCUCUUUGAACGUCUCUUUCUCAACUCCCAUUUUAUCGGUAUCAUAUCGGCCACAACAAAAUCCAUAUCGGUUGGGCCCUAAUAAUCACUACAUAUAAUUUUGUUAUAAUAUUAUAAUACUAUGAUCAAAAUGUUUACUUAUAUAGUAAAUUAUUGAAUUUUCUUCAGGAUAAUAAAGUAUGUAUCUAAUCUAGCCAUCUAAUCUAAUUUUCAAUUAGAGCUCAGCAGACUCCUAAAAUACUCAAAACAAUGUUUAUAGGGCUUGACUGAACUCUAGUUUUCAAGAGUAUAUCUGAAAAAUAAUAUGGAAUUUUCUAAUGGGAAUAUAAAUCUAUUUAGAUUGAUUUAGAUUGAUUAGAGUCUCCGUAAUGUCUAAUGGGAGUUUUACAAAUAAAUAUCCAAUAGGAUUCUGAAGGGGAUAUCAUGGGAUUUUUUUGUAUUGUAUCUCUAUAGGAUUCUAAUAGGAUCUGUGAAAUCUAAGAGGACUUUUUGACUAGCGCUGCACUCACAAACAUUUUGUGAAAUGUAAUCAUAUAUGUAUGUAUAUGGUUGUAAUCUGUCUAGCACAUAGUCCAGUUAGUAUUUUUAAAUUGGGAAGAAAAAAAAACGUGGAAGUCUUUUCUUAAACAUUUUUAAAUAUUUUCAGACUACUAAAUCUCAGUAUUAACAUUUAUUUGUUUAGAGCUAAAGUGAAUAUUAUCAACCUAAACAAAUUGUUUUAAGUAUUACACAGCCCUAUUACCUAUUGUUAACAACUGUUUCCGAAAGCGUCUUCCCAGACGUCCUGCCCACCUGUAGCACACACAUUAGCCCCACCUACGGUCCAAAAAAGGGAAAGAAAUACACGCGACGACGCGGCGCAUCUCGUUUACGUUUGUAUUCAGUCGUCAAAUGCGGAGAAGUGUUCAUAUGAUAAUUUGUUUAAACUUGGACAAGAUGAAGCUGUUGCUUUGCUUUGGUUAAAAUCUGAUCAUUACAAAAAUUUGGAGCAGACCAGGACACCAUGAUGGGGUUUGAUGGAGGUACAAGACCGCGGUACUGGUUCACCCUGGUCUCUGGGGUGGUGGAGUGCCUGUGUUUUGCUGGAGUACUUUUUGGAUGGGCCUCUUUGGUGUUUGUGCUCAAAGAAGAUGGAUACUUUGGUCAGUACUGUGAAGGAAGUCCCAACAGCACUUCAGUGGCUCCAGACUGUAGUCGUCAGGAUGAGCAAUUCUCCCUGGUGUUUACCAUUGGAUCUUUCCUCAAUAACUUCAUGACCUUCACAAAUGGAUAUAUAUUUGACCGUUUUGGCACAACAGUAACCAGACUUCUGGGAAUAUUUUUGUACACAACUGGCACCCUGCUUGUAGCAUUCUCUAGUCCUGCACUUUCUGAGAUGCUUUUUCCAGCCAUGUCUUGCAUUGGUGUGGGAGGGAUUCUACUGCUCAUAACAAACAUGCAGGUGGGUAACCUGUUUGUGGGUCAUCGCUCCACUGUUAUCACUUUGUACAAUGGUGCAUUCGACUCCUCAUCUGCAGUUUUUCUUAUUUUUAAGAUUUUAUAUGAACAAGGAGUCUCCCUACGCACCUCCUUUGUAGCUUUGUCUCUAUGCAGCAUCCUUCACCUCACAAGAACCUUUUUACUGAUGCCCAGAUCUUACAUUCCCUACCCUCUACCAGAGCUGUAUACCUAUGGAAACUUAUCUUGUGGAAAGGCAAAUUCUUACAAUGUUGAAAAUUUUGAGAAGGUUACAGAAGACGCAUCUAAAAAGGAAUGUGAAGCAGACAACAUGUCUCCACAAAAAGGUCAGAAUUUCCAAAGUUGUGUUUUAUCUUGGGUUUUCUUCUGGCACGUGCUGUGGUUAUCCACCAUGCAGCUCAGAAACUACUUCUUCAUUGGAACACUUAAUCCCAUGAUAAGUCGACUGGCCAACAAUGAUCCGGAUUUAAUUAGUAAAUACACCAAUGCGUUUGCCAUAACACAGCUCUGUGGGGUGCUGUGUGCUCCCUGGAACGGGCUCAUCAUGGACAGACAUAAGGGGAAGCCUCUAGCUCCUGGUGAGACUGAGCAGGAGGCGGACCUACGCUCCUCUGUGCUCUCCCUCUUUCUCACGGCUCUUCAGUGUUUAUGCUUCUCGGUGUGUGCCUCUGUGCCCAUCCUCCCGCUACAGUACCUCACCUUCGCUUUGCAAGUUCUCAACCGCUCUUUCCUGUUUGGGGGAAACGCCGCCUUUAUCAGUGUAGCAUUUCCAGCUUGCCACUUUGGGAAGCUGUACGGACUGGUGAUGUCAUUGUCUGCGAUCGUGUCCUUACUGCAGUAUCCAUGCUUUGCUUUGGUCAAAGGGGUUUUAGGUGGAGAUCCACUUUAUGUCAACAUUGCUCUGACCAUCCUCAUUCUACUGGCUUUCAUUCACCCCAUCAACAUCUACAUUCAGUGCAGAAAGUCAGCACAAAAGAAGACAGACCAAGUUGAAGUUUAUCAAGGCACAAUUUUAGCAGAGACUACAUUUUAAAUUACUAUAUUACAAAAUUUUAUUUUUAUUUUUUGAAGUGAACUUAUAUUUUAUAUUGAAAUACAUUGCUCCUGAUGAUGCAAUUUGAACAUGAGAAAAUGUUGCACUCUUAAGUUUUCUGAUUUGUGGAUUUAUAAAAAGGGGUAAAAAUAAAGCAAAGACAGUGUUGAUAACAGUAUUAUAUUAAUGUAACAUGACUAACAUGAAAUAUCAAAUCCAAUUUUGUACUAUGAGUGUGUAAUACAAAUUGGCCACCAAUCA
This is a messenger RNA of Boleophthalmus pectinirostris (great blue-spotted mudskipper), 2828 nucleotides long. It is a transcript of the gene slc43a3a, whose product is annotated as solute carrier family 43 member 3a. Bases 1080 to 2567 code for a protein of 495 amino acids. Gene Ontology annotation, molecular function: transmembrane transporter activity. The record is from RefSeq and is a predicted model, not a curated record. The transcript is spliced from 13 exons. Gene Ontology annotation, biological process: transmembrane transport. NCBI's taxonomy places the organism in Eukaryota, Metazoa, Chordata, Actinopteri, Gobiiformes, Gobiidae.